Molecule: messenger RNA, 1143 nt
Organism: Letharia lupina
Lineage: Eukaryota; Fungi; Ascomycota; Lecanoromycetes; Lecanorales; Parmeliaceae
Exons: 4
Coding region: 1-1143 (380 amino acids)
Biological process (GO): fatty acid biosynthetic process; secondary metabolite biosynthetic process
Molecular function (GO): fatty acid synthase activity
Source: RefSeq, a predicted model, not a curated record
AUGAUUGCUAUAAGCAUGCUAGUACUUUUCGGCACUGAUGGAUGCUCCUACAAUUAUGACCACCGAGCGAUUGGAUAUCGCGGUGGAGGACAUAUGAUAUUCCUGAAGCCACUCGAAGUGCUACAGAGCAACGAUCAGAACGGCCUCAUCAACCUCGCGAACAUAAACCAACCAGCUACCACGGCCAUCCAGAUUGCUCUAGUCUCGCUGCUUGCGAGCUGGAAUAUCAACCCAGCUGCAGUAGUAGGACAUUCCAGUGGCGAGAUUGCAGCUGCUUAUGCUGUUGGAGCAGUGUCUCUAUUUUCGUGCACGGCGGUGGCAUAUCACCGCGGAGGAUUUGCGUCGAAACGUGCAGCUCGCGACGCGGUGGACUCAUUGCAAAAGCUCGCGACAGAUGCCGACGUCUUUGUCAGGAGACUCAAGGUGGAUAUCGCAUACCACUCGCAUCAUAGGAGGGACAUCGAGGCCGAGUACCCAAUCACGCUGGGCGGCAUCAGACCGAAUCGUGCCUUGAGUCAAGCCCACGUUUUCUUCCUCACUGAGAGGCAAGCAAGUUCUCUGGGAGACUUAGAGGCUGAAUAUUGGUGUCAGAACUCAACAAGUCUCGGUUUGUUUUCACAAAUUACCACCAAAAUGUGUUGGGGAAGAAACGACGAUGUGUCUGAAUCAAACAUCGAUCUGAUUAUGGGAAUUGGGCCUCACUCGAGCCUCAAAGCACCAGGAGAUCCUCAACUCCAGAAGUCGUAUUCGGGCAGCUCGCCUAGAUACCUAUCCACCCUGCUACGAGAUUCGGACGCCGCCCCUAGUCUUCUUGGAACGGCAGGAGCCCUGCACUGUACAGAAUUCCCGCUUGAGUUUCGGGAUCUUAAAAACAAUCGGUUCCGCCGCUUUCCCGGGCAUGAACUAUUCGGUGUGCUAGUGGAGGACUUCGAGGAGUCGGAACCGCGGUGGAGAAGGGUCAUCCGCUUAUCGGAAAUCCCAUGGCUUUCGCAUCAUCUUACUCAGUUCAAUGUCGUGUUUUUAUUCGCGGCUUAUGUGUCAAUGGCCUGUGAAGUGGUCUUUCAGCGAGCGACUAUGCGAGACCACAAGGUUGGGGAAUCACACAGCUACAACUUCAGGGUGUUCUCUGUCAAAAAUCAUUGA